Dermacentor albipictus is the source of this 2729-nucleotide messenger RNA. RefSeq lists its product as uncharacterized. The record is from RefSeq and is a predicted model, not a curated record. Lineage: Eukaryota; Metazoa; Arthropoda; Arachnida; Ixodida; Ixodidae.
UGUGUAUACUGGUAAAGGUAUCAUCAUCAACAUUUGUGGCCACAAUAGCAACAACAGACGAUCUCUCACUGCAUUCGUUUUUGGACAUAUCCAGCCUCAGUGGGUACUUGUGCUCCGGUCAAGCCGUGCCGUCGAUAUACAAGCAAUUCUUUGGGAACAAGAACCAGCUGAACGCGUGUCCGCGCAGCGUGAAGACAACUCCUGGCCGCCUUCUGAGGAGACGCCAACCUUGAGCAACACAGCGUUCCAGGAACAGGCACUUUCGCCUUUAUGGGAGACGACUCCUGGCUGCCUUCUGGGGAGACGCCAACCUUGAGGGACACAGCGUUCCAGGAACAGGCACUUGCGCCUUUAUGGGAGACGACUCCUGGCUGCCUUCUGGGGAGACGCCAACCUUGAGCAACACAGCGUUCCAGGAACCGGCACUUUCGCCUUUAUGGGAGACGACUCCUGGCUGCCUUCUGGGGAGACGCCAACCUUGAGGGACACAGCGUUCCAGGAACAGGCGCUUGCGCCUUUCUGGGAGAGCCUCUGCAUGCAAGCCAGCCCAGAGUGAAGUAACCUUAUCGGCUCUGGGCAAAACGAGAGGAAGACUGCGUGAUGAUUCCGCACCGGCUGCUACGGUUGCGGCGCCGCCGAUGCCUGCUGCUGCUGCUGAUGAUGGCGAUGCUCGGCGUGAUGCUCUUCCGCUGCAAAGUUUACCUGCGGCCGUCGCACUCCACGUCACAUCCGGGAGGUUCGGCUUCAAACGGAGGUCAUUUGGAACGGCCAGUUCCAGUGGAUAACCGCAUUCACACCGCGGGUUGCCAGGUGCCGCAGUUCGACCCGUUCGACCCGUCCGUCAAGCCCUACGUCCGCCGCCAUCUUGAGGGCGGCGGUUGGUGCCAAGGAAAGCCUAACUUCCUAUCCAUCAGGAAAGGCUACACAGCAAUACUUGAAGAGAAGCUCGAGGAACACGGCGUGCGUCCGGAGGACCUGCUGUGCUUCUACCAAGAAAUUAAACGAAAUCAGACUGCAGCCAACCCCGAAAAUGUUACCGCGUACGGAAACCGACAACCGCUUCUGUUCGACAAGCCGUUGCAGGAGGAGUUUGUCUCUGUCGAAUGCUCCACGAGACAGUCGCCAAACCAGACUUUUCACAGCCAGUUUCUCCUCAACCCGAUUAUCAAGAAAGAUGUAGAGGAGCGCUGCGAAAAAGCGAAUAGCACCGUGCUCCACAAGUUGAGCGUCCUGGUGCUCGGCCUGGACUCGGUAUCGUACCUUAACCUGAACAGGCACCUGCCCCGGACGGCGCAGUUCUUAAGGGAAAAACUCGGUGCUUUCGAACUGCGCGGAUACAAUAAGAUUGGUGACAACUCCUACCCGAACCAGCAUGCCCUCCUCACUGGCUUAAAGUUCGCCGAGACAUGGCGGUACGCGCCGGAAGGAUUCUAUGACAGCCUUACAUCGCGCUUAAUCUGGCAGCAGUAUGGUGAACGGGGAUACCGAACAAUGUUCCUCGAAGAUUGGCCGAAGUACGGGAUCUUUUAUCGCUUCGCUAAUGGAUUCUGGCGCCCUCCGGCCGAUUACUAUCCGCGACACGUCAUCAUGGCCAUGGAGAACUCGUCCAAGUGGACCACGGAAGAUACGUGGCAGCCCCGUUGUUUGGGACCCACGAUGACGUCCGAGGAAAUGUUGGAUUACCUUGCUCGCUUCACUGACGCAAUGGCCCGGCGACCUUUCUUUGCCUACGUGUGGGUGAACGAAAUCGCGCACAAUUCCCUGAACAGCGCCGGGUACGCCGACGAACCCUUCCGGCGUCACCUAGAAACGCUGCACGUUUCCGGUGCCCUCCACAACACGGUUCUCGUUUUCCUCAGCGACCACGGUUUGCGAUUUGGUGACUCGCGUGCCACGUACAUCGGCAAGUUCGAGGACCGCCAACCCUUCGCCUUCGUGGUCUUCCCGCAGCGGUUCCUCGAUGCGAAUCCGAAGGCGGCACGUAGUCUUUUUUACAACCAGUUCCGCCUGACCACUCCCUUCGACGUGCAGGCAACGCUGGCCGAGCUGCUGGACUACCCGAGCGUCGAGCGACCGCAGACUAGGUACGGCCGCAGCCUGCUGCACGAAAUACCCGAGGCAAGGACGUGCACCGACGCGCACAUCGGACACCACUGGUGCGUGUGCAACGUCCGCGUCGAUGUCGCAGUGUCGAGAACGCUCGCCUUGGCAAUGGCAAACCAUCUCGUCGCUUGGAUCAACGGAUUGGUGGCGCAGGCAACGCGAAAGUGCGCCCAGUACCGGCUGCUCCGAGUGAUGGACGUGACGGCGUUGCAGGUGACGUCGUCUGAGCUCGCGCACAACACGAGCCACUAUUGGGUCACCGUCGAGGUGUCGCCAGGCAACGCUAUUUUCGAGGGCACGGUGCGUGUCACUGGUGACGCCUUGACUGCGCUGAACGAUAUAAGCCGCAUUGAUAGAUGCACCUCGGUGUCCUAUUGCGCGUGGAGUCACUGGCUUGAGAAAUAUUGCUACUGUCUCCGUACUUACGAACAGCAGAUGUGAAUCAUGCUCCUUGAACAUGCAGGAGGGCAUCUUAACAUUUAUAUUGCGGCAUUCUGCUCCGAAUAAAUAGCUUCGAAUUUGGCUCAGGAAAUCUAAGAAAAAAAGAAAACGUAAGACAGCUCGCGGCCCCCAGUGUUGUGUUUUUUCUCGUUAUUGUUGAUUAAUAAUUUUUCCUCGCCAACUGC